Messenger RNA from Aspergillus japonicus CBS 114.51, 1791 nucleotides. RefSeq names its product CocE/NonD family hydrolase. The transcript has 4 exons. The record is from RefSeq and is a predicted model, not a curated record. Gene Ontology annotation, molecular function: dipeptidyl-peptidase activity. NCBI's taxonomy places the organism in Eukaryota, Fungi, Ascomycota, Eurotiomycetes, Eurotiales, Aspergillaceae. Bases 1 to 1791 code for a protein of 596 amino acids.
AUGCUUCCUGACGUGAGCGAAACCCUACUCGACGAGGAGAACCACCUCAUCUUCGAGAAGAAUGUAUCCGUUCCACUCAAGAACGGAGGCCUCGUCCGCUGCAACGUGUAUCGUCCAAUCGAGGAAGGACAGUACCCCUGUCUGGUGACAUACGGUCCCUAUGGAAAGGACAUUCCCUACGAGAAGUUCCACCCCAAGUCCUUCUCCGAAGUCAACCCCGCCCACAAAUCCAAAUACUCGGCGUGGGAAACGCCCGACCCCGUCUUCUGGACACACCACCAGUACAUCGUCAUCCGCGCAGACGAGCAGGGACUGGGGCAGUCGCCGGGAACGCUGAACACCAUGUCCGCGGAGACGGCGGCCGGGUUCGCGCAGGUGGUGGAGUGGGCGGCUGAGCAGCCCUGGAGCACGGGCAAAGUGGGCUUGGUGGGGGUCAGCUACUAUGCCGGCACGCAAUGGCGCGUGGCAGCCCUCAAACCCAAAGGCCUCGCCUGCAUCAUCCCGCACGAAGGCAUGUCGGACUACUACCGCGACCGCUGCCGGCACGGCGGCAUCCUGUCGAACCGGUUCAUCUCCUUCUGGUGGAACCGCCAGGUGAUCACGAACCAGUACGGGCGGCCGGAUCGCGCCGCGGCGGAAUGGGGCGACGACCCCAUCGACGGGGCUCUGUCCGAGGCAGACCGCCUCCACAACCUCUGCGACCAGAAUACCGACAACGCGGCCAACCGCUACCUCGACGACGAGUACUACGCGUCGACCGUGUUCCGGCUGGAGGACAUCGAAGUGCCUGUGCUCUCCGUGGCCAACUGGGGCGGGAUCUCGCUGCACCUGCGCGGCAACGUCGAGGGGUACACCUGGGCGGGUGCGGGACGCAAGUGGCUGCGCUUUAUUGUGGGGCGCCACGAUCUGCCGUUCUACUACGACGAGGAGGUCAAAGUGCAGCACAGCUUUUUGGAGGCCUUUCUCCGCGACAAUGACUAUGCGGGGUGGAUGGCGGGGAAGGUUGCGCCGGUGAGCUUGACGCUGCGCCGCGGGGAUGUGGGGUUCAAUAACCCCGUCGGGGAGCGGGCGUUCCCGCGCCGGGAGGAGAUGGAGUGGCCGCUGGCGCGCACGGUGUAUACGCGGUACUAUCUGACUCCUGGGGGAGGGCUCGAUGAGAAGUACGCUCCUGCGGCGGAGGAAGCGGCGAGCCGGUUGACCUACGCAGUGGACUCGAGUGGUGCCAGCGAUACAGCAAUGAAGCUGCAGUUCUCGACUGCUCCUGCACCCGCGGAGUUGGAGGUGACGGGCCACAUCGUCGCCCAUCUGUGCGUCUCCGUGGACUGCGGAAGCACGCCCCCUCCGUCGGACCUGGAACUCGAUGUCUUUGCCACUCUCCGCCAUUUCUCCGCCGCAGGCAACGAGGUGCACUACACCGGAUCCUCUGGGGACGCAGUCCCCGUGACCAAAGGCUGGCUGCGCGUGAGUCUCCGCAAGACGAACCCCGAAAGCCCCUACCAUCGACCCUAUCUACCCAGACGAGAGUACCGGUCCGUGGAUGUGCUGCCAGUAAAGGCGGGUGAGAUCUAUGCCUGCGACGUGGAACUGUGGCCCACGAAUGUGGUGGUCGAGAAAGGCGGGCGGCUGGUGUUCGAGGUGUCGGCCAACGAUACGGAGGGCUCGGGGCUGUUUCAGCAUAAUUCGGAGGUGGACCGACCUCCGGCCAAGUUCGGACAGACGAACGCGAUUCACUUUGGCGAGGGGCAGGAGAAUUGUUUGGUGCUGCCGGUUAUUCCGGCGGAGGGGGCCUAG